UUCACUGGAACUUAGAAACCUGAAGGCAAACAAGGGAUGGGUAACCUGAUCCUUGCACUAGUGUUUGGCCCAGGGAGGAUUAGCAAGACUGGGGAAGCUGACGUUUGGGACUACGUUGACAUUUAUGAAUGUUUCAAGAGAGUGGUGGGUGUUGCUUGGCAAUCCGUAGGUAGAUAAGCAGAGCCAGCUCGUAACUGCCCGGGAGGAUGCCGAGGACCGGGCACGAACAGGGCUGCUACAGCAAAGGUAAUCACAGGCCAAGAACUCAGAACGAACAUCGCAAACCCUUACGCCCCACCCUCCAACUGAUCCCACCCAUUCCACUCUGUCUGCUUUCCCAUGGACUGCUCACGAGACAGCUGCCUCUCUGUGCAAGUAUCCCCAUGGCUGGACCGGGAAUGGGACCUGAUGGCAGAUUCAGAACCCCCUUUGGAGCUGCACAUGGACGAUGCAGGUACAUGCUUAGAGCUCGAGGGAGAUGCUACAGAUGCCCUGUUGGAGCCUGAAGGUGCACAUGCCCCUUUGGAGCUACGUAUGGAUGUCACAAAUGCCCCUCUGGAGCUGAACAACGCAGGCGCACCCUUGGAGCAGCAUGUGGAUGGCGCAGAUGCUCCCUUGGACUUAGAUGUUGCAGUGCCCCAGACUCUGAGCAUUGAGGAGCUGGGAGAGCAUUUCCAGGAAUGCAUUGAAGCAGUGGAGCAGCUGGAGGAGGAGAGGGACAGCCUCAUCCAGGAACUCACGCUGCUCCGGGAACCUGCCCUUCAAGAAAUCAGACAAGCUCAUGAGGAGAUACUGGCAGCCUACAGACUGCAGUCCAAGGUGGAGCUGGAGCGGGACAAUCUGAGAAAUGAGAUCCGACAAGUCAAGCAGAAGCUAUUCAAGGUGACCAGAGAGUGUGUGGCUUGCCAGUACCAGCUGGAAACCAGACGGCGUGACAUGGCCCAGUAUGCGGUCUAUCGGGCUGAACUGGAAACCAGGGUCAGCCAGCUUUCCGAGGAAAUAUCGCAGCUGAGAGAGACUUGUGAAAAGCAGAAGGAACAGUUCAGGCAGCGUCUGGAGAUGCCCCAGUACCGGGGGGAUAGCCAUUACUUGCAGGAGAGCCGAAGGCUUUCCAUGGAGUUUGAGAGCUUUGUGGCAGAGAGCCGCCAGGGCCUGGAGAAACACUAUGAGCCGCAGCUCGUGUGCCUUUUAGAAAGGCGAGAAGCCAGUGCUAAGGCUUUGCAACAAACACAGGGAGAGAUUCAGGGGCUGAAGGAGACACUGAGACCACUGCAGGGAGAGGCCAGCAGGCUGCGGCUGCAGAACAGAAAUCUGGAAGAACAGAUCAGGCUCAUUAAGCAAAAACGGGACGAAGAAGUUCUCCAGUACAGGGAACAGGUGGAAGAGAUGGAAGAGAGGCUACGGGAACUGAAAAACGAGGUCCAACUUCAGCAACGUAAGAACCAAGAAUUGGAAGAGCUGAGGACCAGCCUGCACCAGGCGCUAUCUAUUUACAAGGGCUGCUUAGAAAUCUAUGGUCAUCUUUGCAACUCAGAAAAAGUCGAUCAAGACUGACUUAUGGACUUUCCUUAUUCUGUCAAAAAAUAAAUGCAGAGGCACUCAAUGUGAAGGAC
This is a messenger RNA of Trachemys scripta elegans, 1613 nucleotides long. It is a transcript of the gene SYNC, whose product is annotated as syncoilin, intermediate filament protein. The record is from RefSeq and is a predicted model, not a curated record. Gene Ontology annotation, cellular component: intermediate filament. The transcript has 5 exons. Bases 340 to 1554 code for a protein of 404 amino acids. NCBI's taxonomy places the organism in Eukaryota, Metazoa, Chordata, Testudines, Emydidae.